AUGGAUCAAAAGGCCCAGAAAUCUUCUCUUCGGAAAGAUUCUGAUAAGUCAGAAAAACGUACUAAGAGUAUAAGAAGUUUGAAAACAAUCUCCCGUCUAGAUUCCAAAGAGGAACAUUUUAAGCCAAAAGAGGAGCGGAAGUCAAUUGCAAAAACAGAAAUCUCUAAAACAGAUGAGGCGUCCGAUGUUUUGGAUGGUAAUGCUCAUAGAAGAAGGACAAUAUCUAAAGAAAACGGUAAUGAUGAUUACACUGAACAUCGGCUUUCAAAGCUAAGACACUCAAGAAUGGAUAUCGAACGGCAAAGUACAGCAUCGAGGAAGAAAGGUGGGCCGAAAUCAGUAGCAGCACACAGCACCGCCUCUAUGAUAUCUUCAGGUUCCGCUGUAUCCCUGGAUCUGGAUGUGGUAACGCUGAUGGUGCCGGAGACAGCUCAGAAAAUUGCUCACUGUCAGAUCGGCAAGGACUUGUUUGUGGAUAAAACUUGGUGCAUGGUGAAGAAGAAGGAUUUGUUGGAGGAUAUUGCCAUUGAAGAUGCUAAUUCUCCGUUCUUUCACUUAACGCAGAAACUCUUGGAGUACAAGUCAGAUGAACUCCUAAUAGGCUAUGAGCCGUUUGCGUCAGAGCCGAACCAAUUCAUGCUCUGCGUGACGGAGACUGGUCGAGACGAGGUGUUGGCUAAACUGGAGGAGAUGAAGACAUCCUACCUUCAGCGUAUCCAACAGAGCAAGGAAGUCAAGCCUAGAAAGUGGAACUCCCUUGGAAGUGAAGAGUUUGUUGAUCAUUUCCAGAUAAAAAACACAAGAAAGCUGAUUAGCCUGGAAUGGAUCGGCGACAUCAGAAAACGUAUAGAAAAGCCUCCGAUAUUUGAAGACUGUGACCCGGACGACAUGAAGAAUGGAUACACCUGCCUGGUGCCCUCUGAUAAGGAGAAGUUUGAGCUUGUCUACAGGAAAACUCAGGAAACUGGAGUUCAGGCUGUGGCAUAUCAAGCAGAAGCAGAGGUACAGACAGAGCCAGAAAUUCCGACCAACGCCAGCACUCAGUAUGCACCAGAAACUGAAAUAUCACUUCCUGACACGGCGGUCACUCAAGCCUCCAUCAAGUCCCAGGACUUGGAUGAGUUCUUCAAAAAGUAUAAGGACUAUUUGAUAGAAUGCCUUGAGUACAACGAGGUGUAUGACUUAUACCAUGACGACUACCCAGCGCUGUACGUGGCCGGAGAGCAGACACAGGUACAACAACUCGGCACGUACCAUCAGUAUCAGAGCUUCACGGAUGUGGCUGCCAUACAGGGGAAACUGGUCGUGAGCAGCUGUUGGCAUCCGAACUACACAGGGAUUGUGGCGAUUGCCUAUGCCAACGAGAUACCUUGCCUCAUGAAGGAGUUGGAGUUUGACAGCGACCAGACUGACUACGAGGAGGAGAAGACUGACGGGGAAGAGGAGGGGGGAGAAGAACCGGAGUUGGGAGCCGGCGCGCGUGAUUGGCUCCUGGAGGAACGGAGGGAGAAAGAGAGCACAGGGGAAAACACGGAACUGUUUGAAAAAGCUGUCCGGAGACUUAAGGAUAUUGAGGCAGCAAAGGGUGUUUGGGAUGCCAAAAUUCAAGAGGAGACUGAGGAAGUUCGGAAAUCCAUGGACGAUACGCAAGAAACAGAUUUGUUUGCCAAUUUGCUAAAAUACAGAGAAUACAAGGAACCUGAACCAGAGCCUGACGAUAGUGCAACUUCACGGAAAUCGGACGAGCAUGGUGAGGUUGAGGAGGGGAAAGGGGGAGAAGGAGAAGAAGGUAACGAGGGUGGAGAAGAAGAAGGUACACAGCAAGUGUCCGAAGAGGAAGUGUCACCGAAGUCUAGCAGGAUGACAUUUCGACAGCAACUAGAGGCUGAUAUUGAGGAAAGCUAUGAGGGACAACAUGUUACCUCAGAAGUUUCUUCAGCAUCUGGCGCGGAUGAUUUCUUCAUCCCAGCAAGUGAGAGCUCGACAACGAGAACAAACGCGGCUCACGCGACAGUACUGUCACGGCAACCUUCUCUUCCUUUGAGGAUAUCAAGAAACACUAUAGGGUCUAUAUCUUCUACCCGUAAACAAGCGCAUCAUCGCAAGAAACAGAGACAGCACACUGCCACAGGCAGGACCCAGUCUGGGAGAGAAAUAGAAAGCUCAACUCCUAAAUCUUCUGUGGAUUCUUCAUCCAUGGAAUCAAAAAUUUUGGAGACAGGUAAAGAGAAAGAUCCCUACCCAGAUUCGGAGUUCUUUGAUGAAGUAACUGAUGAAGAAGAGAUCAAAGAGAAACAGGAUGAACUUCCUCUUCUUGAGGUUAACAAUCCUGUCCUGAUUUGGAGCUUUGUGGAUGACUUGACUCCAAAGCUACGUCUGGACAGUCCAUACGAAGUGAGAGUCGUAUCGUUUAGCAAACACAACGGGAACUUGAUUGCCGGAGGGACGUCCAGUGGUCAAGUAGUCCUGUGGGAUAUAACGGGACGCAUCGAGGAGCUGGAGAAACCCGAGAGUCUGACACAGAACCAGCAAAUGUUCCGGAAGAGGAUGGAAGACUUGAUGAGUUGGAGACGAGAUGUGCGUUCCAAGAGAAGAGUUCGUUUCACAGCCAUCAGCAGUCAAAAUGAUUCCCACUUGGAGAAGAUUUCCGACCUAGCUUGGGUCACCCCCACCACUGUGGUUACAGAUAAUUUGGAAAUUUUAAAGAACCCAUCCACCGACUCCCUGCAGUUAAUUACCUGCAGCGUUUUCGGCAACUUGCACGUUUGGGACCUGAAAACCGAGCCUGGAAAAGGAGACCAUAGGAAAGUGCCGCAGAUUUUCAAAACGAAAGAAAGGUUUGGCCGUCCAGCCUCAUUGGACAUGGGUUUGUCCCCCUAUUACAAACUGAACCGUUUUUGGAAACCAAUAUGUAAAAUGACAAUAAUGUACAAGAGCAUGCCAGUGCUGCUAACAGGGUUCAACCAAGCUGCGGCGGCACUUCCAGGGAAAUACGUCAGAGUUACACCUAGACAGCCGGGCGUUAAGGAAAUGCUGGAGGACCGGAUAGAAUAUAAAGCAGUUUACCCGGAGGUGGACGAUAUUCCUCAUGCAAUGUAUGUGUGCAAUUUGUUUGGGCAAGCAGGCACUGUUGUAUGGGAACCGACACAGGCUAAAACACCUGAAAAUAUGGACAGUGUCAUGAACGUGUACCACUACUGGGAUUCUUACCAUGACAGACCCAUCACUCGACUAUCCAAGCAUCCAUUCAUUCCUUCAGUGUGUCUAACUGUCGGAGGACAUGUGUUUGCCAUCUGGCACAUCGAGAAUAAGCCAUUUAAGAAUGUCAUCAUUGACUUGAUUGAGAUCAAUGUAUUAAGUGAUUAG
Messenger RNA from Macrosteles quadrilineatus (aster leafhopper), 3366 nucleotides. RefSeq names its product dynein axonemal intermediate chain 3-like. The transcript is spliced from 20 exons. Gene Ontology annotation, biological process: cilium movement involved in cell motility; inner dynein arm assembly. The coding region runs from base 1 to 3366 and encodes 1121 amino acids. Lineage: Eukaryota; Metazoa; Arthropoda; Insecta; Hemiptera; Cicadellidae. Gene Ontology annotation, molecular function: dynein light chain binding; dynein heavy chain binding. Gene Ontology annotation, cellular component: inner dynein arm. The record is from RefSeq and is a predicted model, not a curated record.